CUGAAAGGCGGGGCAGGCGGAGGCUGGAGGAGCCGCGGCGGGGAGACCUGGGCGCGGGAGCUGGGCCUUGGUCGGCCCUCUGGCGGCUCUGUCUUUGUUUGUGUCUUGGUGAAGUAGGGUCCAUUGGGAGCGAUGCCACCACCAUCAGACAUCGUCAAAGUGGCCAUUGAGUGGCCAGGUGCUAAUGCUCAGCUCCUUGAGAUCGACCAGAAACGGCCCUUGGCAUCCAUCAUCAAGGAAGUUUGUGAUGGGUGGUCACUGCCAAACCCAGAGUAUUACACCCUCCGUUAUGCAGAUGGUCCCCAGCUCUACAUCACUGAACAGACUCGCAGUGACAUCAAGAAUGGGACAAUCUUACAGCUGGCUAUUUCCCCGUCCCGGGCUGCACGCCAGCUAAUGGAAAGGACCCAGUCAUCCAACAUGGAGACCCGGCUGGAUGCCAUGAAGGAGCUGGCCAAGCUCUCUGCUGAUGUGACCUUCGCUACUGAGUUCAUCAACAUGGACGGCAUCGUUGUGCUGACGCGGCUGGUGGAGAGUGGAACCAAGCUCUUGUCCCACUACAGUGAGAUGCUGGCAUUCACCCUGACUGCCUUCUUAGAGCUCAUGGACCAUGGCAUUGUCUCCUGGGACAUGGUUUCAAUCACCUUUAUUAAGCAGAUUGCAGGGUACGUGAGCCAGCCCAUGGUGGAUGUGUCGAUCCUUCAGAGGUCCCUGGCCAUCCUGGAGAGCAUGGUCUUGAACAGCCAGAGUCUGUACCAGAAGAUAGCAGAGGAAAUCACCGUGGGACAGCUUAUCUCACACCUCCAGGUUUCCAACCAGGAGAUUCAGACCUACGCCAUUGCACUGAUUAACGCACUUUUUCUGAAGGCUCCUGAGGACAAACGACAGGACAAGCACCUUAAUCCUCUAGACCUGCCUGUCACUGAUAUGGCUAAUGCAUUUGCACAGAAGCACCUUCGGUCCAUAAUCCUGAAUCAUGUGAUCCGAGGGAAUCGCCCAAUCAAAACUGAGAUGGCCCAUCAGCUAUAUGUCCUGCAAGUCCUGACCUUUAACCUUCUAGAAGAAAGGAUGAUGACCAAGAUGGACCCCAAUGACCAGGCUCAAAGAGACAUUAUAUUUGAACUGAGGAGGAUUGCAUUUGAUGCAGAGUCUGACCCCAGCAAUGUCACCGGAAGUGGAACCGAAAAACGCAAAGCCAUGUACACCAAGGACUACAAAAUGCUGGGAUUUACUAACCAUAUCAACCCCGCAAUGGACUUUACCCAGACUCCUCCUGGAAUGCUAGCCUUGGACAAUAUGCUGUACUUGGCCAAAGUCCAUCAGGACACCUAUAUCCGGAUUGUCUUGGAGAAUAGCAGCCGAGAAGACAAACAUGAAUGCCCCUUUGGCCGCAGUGCCAUUGAGCUCACUAAAAUGCUCUGUGAGAUCCUGCAGGUUGGGGAACUACCAAAUGAAGGUCGCAACGACUACCAUCCAAUGUUCUUUACUCACGAUCGAGCAUUUGAAGAGCUCUUUGGAAUCUGCAUCCAGCUGUUGAACAAGACCUGGAAGGAGAUGCGGGCAACAGCAGAGGACUUCAACAAGGUUAUGCAAGUGGUCCGAGAGCAGAUUACGCGUGCUUUGCCCUCCAAACCAAACUCUUUGGAUCAGUUCAAGAGCAAACUGCGUAGCCUGAGCUACUCUGAGAUUCUGCGGCUACGCCAGUCCGAGAGGAUGAGUCAGGAUGACUUCCAGUCCCCGCCAAUUGUGGAACUGAGGGAGAAGAUCCAGCCCGAGAUCCUCGAGCUGAUCAAGCAGCAGCGCCUAAAUCGACUCUGUGAGGGCAGUAGCUUCCGAAAGAUUGGGAAUCGCCGAAGGCAAGAACGUUUCUGGUACUGCCGCUUGGCACUGAACCACAAGGUUCUGCAUUAUGGUGACUUGGACGACAACCCUCAAGGGGAGGUGACAUUCGAAUCACUGCAGGAGAAAAUUCCUGUUGCAGACAUUAAGGCCAUUGUCACUGGGAAAGAUUGUCCUCACAUGAAAGAGAAAAGUGCUCUGAAACAGAACAAGGAGGUGUUGGAACUGGCUUUUUCCAUCCUGUAUGAUCCUGAUGAAACCUUAAACUUCAUUGCGCCUAAUAAGUAUGAGUACUGCAUCUGGAUUGACGGCCUCAGUGCCCUUAUGGGGAAGGACAUGUCUAGUGAGCUGACCAAGAGUGACCUGGACACCCUGCUGAGCAUGGAGAUGAAGCUGCGGCUCCUGGACCUGGAAAACAUCCAGAUUCCUGAAGCCCCACCACCAGUCCCCAAGGAGCCUAGCAGCUAUGACUUUGUCUAUCACUAUGGCUGAGCCUGGAGCCAGAGGCGACAGUGCCCAGAUAGGGAUUUGUGGCCCAGUAGAAACACUUACAGUCUGGUGCCUUGUCUUUUGCUUGUACAGAAUCUGUAGUGGCUGCCCAUGGUGGCCAGGAAAUGCCAGCCAUUCCUCAAACUGUCCUCUUACCACCCAGAGCUUUCUUUUGGUCCCUGUCCACUAAGAGUCAUGAAGGCAGGGUGAUCUGACCUCCCCAUCACUGCAAAGCCUGGGAUUGGGCCAUGACGAAUGAACAACAGAUGCCCUUGCCUUCUGGCCCAAGAAACUGCUUCUUGAGCUGUAUUUAACAACAGCCACUCACUUUUUCUUCGAGAGCUUGCUCUCUGGUCUGCUGGACUCCAUGUGAGCAAGAGCUGGCCAGGAAAGGCUGUCUGCAGAGGACAGAUGUGCUGGGCGUGUAGAGCGCCUUGGAGUGUCUGCCUGUGGGUGGUCCAUGCCUGUUUCUCAGAUCUAAGUAGAGGCCUUGGCCUUUGCUCAGUAGAUGCGUUGGGCCUCUUCUUCACGAGGACUCACUCCAGCCUCACACAGUGCCAAGAUGCUGCUGCUUCUGAGGUUCGGCUCGAACAUCUCUGAUCUCUGGAGCCACCAGAUCUCUUGCCCAUGCAGUUAUCAGGACAGAUGGAAGUUUCUGCCUACAAGUUCUCUCAUCCUAGCAAGUGAAGGCCUACAGGCUAAGUCCCACCCUCUUACUCUCAAGGAACUCUGCAAGAAAAACCCAGGUGAAACCUGGGCCUAGACUGUACUGAGGUCACUAGGUUCCAUCCCCUAUUUCCCCAAGUUUAUAUCUUUUCUUCCUUAGGCAGAAAUCUCCCAUCUAACCUGAACUGCCAUACCCCUCCAGUUUGCUUUCCAUUGGCCUCCCAGACCCCAGGGAAGUUUGCCUUUCCUUCCUCCCCUUCCCAGUUUGGUGGUUUCUGCCAUUGGCCAUGAUUUCAGGGAGCUGGCUGGGGCCAAUUGAGGCCACAGUUGUGCCAAUGGGCUUCCCUGGUGCUGCAGCACUUGUAAACCACGUGCACAGCGUCUCUCCUUGGACAUACGGUAACAUGGUGGCAUUCAGUGUUGGUAGCCUGGCAUGGUAGGUACUAUCCAAUGAAGAGUGUACUAUAUAUUUUCUUUACUGUAGGCCAUACUUAUACAUAUGUGUACAUAUAUUUAUAUAAGAUCUACCUAUCCUAGGAUGGAAUGUUUGGGGGAAAAUAACACUGGGGGCAAAAUGAAAAAAAAAAGUACCACUUCCAGUUGUGAGCCCAGAUUGUAACCUGAGAGCAACUGGGAGCUUCCUGCCAGUGACCAUGUUUUCAAUAAAUAACUCUUUCAUGUACAAACUA
Choloepus didactylus (southern two-toed sloth) is the source of this 3683-nucleotide messenger RNA. RefSeq names its product engulfment and cell motility 2 (gene ELMO2). The transcript is spliced from 22 exons. Gene Ontology annotation, biological process: cell motility; actin filament organization. Lineage: Eukaryota; Metazoa; Chordata; Mammalia; Pilosa; Megalonychidae. The coding region runs from base 133 to 2331 and encodes 732 amino acids. The record is from RefSeq and is a predicted model, not a curated record.